Molecule: messenger RNA, 1865 nt
Organism: Zeugodacus cucurbitae (melon fly)
Lineage: Eukaryota; Metazoa; Arthropoda; Insecta; Diptera; Tephritidae
Exons: 7
Coding region: 181-921 (246 amino acids)
Source: RefSeq, a predicted model, not a curated record
CGCGAAUUUGACGUUUGCUUAUGCGUUAGACAAAUUGAAUUCAAAGAAAAAAAUUAUUCGGUUACGCACGCGUCGUGAAAAGAAUUUUGCUUUAGAUUAUUUGUGAAAAUAUAUUUAAAUAUCAAUUGUAUUUUAAUAUUUGUGUUUAAAUUUGUGACUACAAUACUAUUUGGAAAAAGGAUGGAAAAUAUAUUUGACGAUAUUGACUUGGAGGACUGUCCAACAAUGUCUUCAACUCCUGCAAAAGAGCAAUUACAUUUGAAGCGACGAAACUUUAACACAUCUGGUUGCUACAAUGCAGAGGCAAGCAUUUCAAAACAACCUGUGGAAGGAAACGAGGUUAUUGACAUGUUAACGACUAUUUCUAAACAACUUGACUUGACGACGAGGGUAUGCAAUUUGGAAAAUAAAAUCGAUAAGCAUGUGAAAGAAAAUAUUAUUCAUAAAAGUGAAGAAAUGGCGCAACAAAAAACGAUCCGUGAAUGCAAGGUCCUCAUCCGCAAAAUUCAUCAAUCGGUAUGCCGAAUGACUGGUGAAGAAGUCGACAACGAUCAAACCGAAAUCGCUUCCACCCUCCCAUUAAAUACGCUUGCUUCAGCUUUGGAAAUGGACGAAAAAUUAAAAUGCGACGAAUUUGCUGCUGCAACGAAACAAUUCGAUUUGCGACUAAAAGGUACUUCAGAUAGUGUACAUGAUGUGUUGCGUAGUCUGUACACUGAUGAACUUGUUUAUUUAUGUAACUGGGACGGUAGGGGUGGGAAGCAACCUCUCUCCAAAUUCCUGCUAGUUUCCAACAUUUUAUACGAUUCAUUUAUAACUUAUGGAUUGGCAACAUUUGAAAAACAAGUUCGAAAAGCCUUUGGAAUUAGCCACCAUAGACACAAACAAAGGAUUUAUAGAAAGAGAAAAACUGAGGAGUGAAUCAUAAUUUAUUAUUUAACAAUAAAUUAUAUGUAUCUAUUAUAUUACUAAACAUAAUUUUUUUAAAACACUAAAUUUUAAAUUUAAAGCAAUGUGAAGUAUGAAUUGAAUUCAAAAUAACAAGUUUUUGUUAAAAAUUAUCUGAGAAAAAAAUUAAAUAUGAAAAAAAAAAUCUUUUAUUUUGAGAUUCGAACAUGAGCCUCACUGAUUACCAAGCCGUGUGAUUAACGACUAGGCUAAUAUAGCAUGCAUCGACGCGCUUUCCUAAAAGCAGUUUUCUCCACUUGCCUUCAAUUUCAACAAAGUGUGAGAAGGGACGAUAUAGUUUUAUUGUAGCAGAAAGCGUAUGCUCAAGAAGGUGACAAAAAAUCACAUGUAUACAAAAGUUUUGGGAGGUUUUUUGAAUUGCCCUUAAGAAUGUGAUAGGAAAGUGUGACAAUUAAACCGGCACGCGUUACCGGCAUGUCACUAGGUAACAUGACCGUCACUGUUCUAACAGGGAACUCAUACAUCACUACACAUGCAAAGUUUUUCAGCUUUUACCAACACAUACACAAUAGUAACUUUUUGUAGUUAAAGUGCCUUGGAGACGAUCAAAUAAUUGCGUCAAACACUUUAAGUGUGUUGGUGUCGUCGGCUCUCGUCGGCUACACGUACGCUACACCGACCUGUUGUCGGCUCUGUUUGAUGAAAAUCAAAAAUUUUUGAUAUUUCUAUUUGAUGGACGAUAAUUUGAUCGUCUCCACUCAUGUUUGACAAGCAUGAGCUCAUUUGCAGGGAAGAUUUCAAGCUGAGAGGACAUAGAAAAGUGAAGUAAAGCGAAGCGGAAAAAAUAAAAUAAAAUAAAAAAAACAAAAUAAAUAAAUUAAAUUAAGUUAAAUUAAAAAAAUAAAAUAAAAUAAAAUUUAAAAAAAAAAAUAAAAUAAAAUAAGUUAAAAUAAAAA